Molecule: messenger RNA, 855 nt
Organism: Sordaria macrospora k-hell
Lineage: Eukaryota; Fungi; Ascomycota; Sordariomycetes; Sordariales; Sordariaceae
Molecular function (GO): protein-lysine N-methyltransferase activity
Source: RefSeq, a predicted model, not a curated record
AUGUCGAAACCUGAGGAUAUCGUCAACCAGGUCUCCGAGGAUGAGGGCUCUGAUAUCGAGGCCGGCGGGCUCUUCGAGGACCCCCCUGACUUCUACCCUCCUUCCCCUCCUCCGACUACUGAGCACUACACCAUGAAGGACGGCAGCGAUAUCACUCUUCAUCUUGUCGGUCACAGCCCUCUCGAGGCCCACACCCUAUGGAACGGAGCUGUCAUCAUCUCACAGUACUUUGAAGAACACCCCGAGGAGGUCAAGGGCCGGACUGUCCUUGAGAUUGGCGCCGCUGCCGGCCUGCCUAGCUUGGUUUCUGCCGUGCUUGGGGCCAAGAAGGUUGUCGUGACUGACUUCCCGGAUCCGGACAUUGUGGCGGUUAUGUGGAAGAACAUCCGCAGUUGCCCUAUGUUGGCUGUUGACCGCGAGGAGGAUCGCAACAUUGUCGCUGACGGCUACGUCUGGGGCGCUAAGAAGGAGCCGUUGCUCGCCCACCUGGGUGAACAGAAGGAGGGAGAAGUCGGGUUCGAUGUUCUGAUCUUGGCCGAUCUUCUUUUCCGUCACUCGGAGCACAGCAAGCUGGUCGACACCAUCCAGUUCACCCUGAAGAAGAAGCCCGGCAGCAAGGCCUUCGUCGUCUUCACUUCGUACCGCCCAUGGCUCCAGCACAAGGACUUGGCCUUCUUCGAUCUGGCCCGCGAGAGGGGCUUCAUUGUGGACAAGUUCCUUGAAAUCAAGACCGAGAAGCCUCUGUUCGAGAACGACCCCGGUGAUGAGGAGAUUCGCAAGACUGUCACCGGCUGGACUGUACGCUGGCCCACGGAGGAGGAGAAGGCGGCGGCCAUGGCCAAGGCGGACGCAUGA